UAUGGUAUAUGGUAUUAUUAAAAUUUUGUUUUAGGGCAUGUAGACAGUCCACUCUCCAAGACUAUGAUCAAUUAUUGGCUCAAGUGGUUUAGAAAUUUCUUAAGCUUUCCGGAAGCACGCAGGUUUUGCAUGAUCAUAGUUUUGAGACCCACAAGAAAGCUGGUGAUGAAUGUCAUUAGAUCAUGUAUAUCUUCAACCCCAGUCCAAUCUGUAGGGUGGGACAUAUAUCCCUAUCCGUAUUACAUGAUACAUGAAGAACGACACAUUUCCAUCCUAAUAUUUAAUAUCUGAUACAUGAAGAAGUAAGAAUUUCUACCCUUUCCUUAUUUUAGUGAAUCUAGAGAGGACAGCAGGUCGUGUUAGAUUAAUUACUUACGAUACAGAUUUUUAACAUAUCAAUCCAUUAAUUAGGCCGGAUCAUGAGCCAAUUGGUAAAAUUACCCUGCCCAUCAUAGUUAAAUUACCCUGCCCAUCAUAGUUGGUCAAACAAGACCGAACUGAUCCUAUUGGCUCAUGAUCCAUCCGGCCUAAUUCUAAAAAGAUUGGGCAUGAUUUGAAGUUUAGCAUGCUUUGAAAACAAGUUUCAUUUUACUUUUUUCCUUUUGCUUUUGACUCUUGCCACAGGUUUUGAAGCUUUAUUUAUUUGGAUCAUGAUACAAUAUGGAGACCCAAACGUCAGACUGAAAAUAUUAGUGUUAUUACGUACCUGGCCCUUCUCUCAGCCGCUGAAGCAGAACAUAAUACGCUUCCUACCAGACAAGAGACCGCCUUGUCAAUCUCCGUAUGCGGAUCCAUCUAAGAAAUAAAUCAUCUUCAGCCAACUCAGCCUUUGGCGCAUCACAAAAUACUAAGGAACAUUCUGUCCAUAAUUCUAAGAAUGUCAAAGCCUGGGAGUUUAUAUAUAUAUGGGCAAUCAAGUUUUACAAUGGACAUAUUAUUGGAUAGCAAAAUGAAGCCACAUUUACCUCUUGUAUCUCUUCUUCUAGUUCUAGGUUUUGUUUUUGCAGAAAUUACAGCAGCUGAUGGGCAAUACUUGAUCGGAGUGGGAAGCUAUGACAUGACAGGUCCAGCUGCUGGGGUGAAUAUGAUGGGCUAUGCGAACCUGGAGCAAAAUUCUGCAGGAAUUCAUUUCAGAUUAAGAGCUAGGACUUUUAUUGUGGCGGAAAGUUCCCAGGGAAGAAGAUUUGCUUUUGUGAAUCUUGACGCUGGCAUGGCUUCACAACUUGUCACCAUUAAAGUGCUUGAGAAACUCAAGUCAAGGUAUGGAAACUUGUACACCGAAGAGAACGUAGCAAUUAGUGGCAUCCAUACACAUGCCGGGCCUGGGGGUUAUUUGCAGUACUUGAUUUACUCAAUAACUUCUCUCGGGUUCGUCCAGCAAUCUUUUGACGCCAUCGUCACAGCAAUUGAACAGAGCAUUGUAAUGGCUCAUAACAGCCUCAAACCUGGUUCAAUUUUGAUGAAUACAGGGGAGGUAGAAAAUGCUGGAAUAAACAGGAGUCCAAGUGCGUAUCUGCUUAACCCCGCGGAGGAAAGGGCUCGGUACUCAGCCAACGUCGAUAAAGAAAUGACCCUUUUGAAGUUCGUCGAUGAUGCCAGUGGGAAAAGCAUAGGAGCCUUUAGUUGGUAUGCAACGCAUGGGACCUCCAUGUCCAGAGACAACAAGCUCAUUAGUGGAGACAACAAAGGUGCUGCAGCUAGGUUCUUUGAAGACUGGUUCACUUCCAGUUCCACCAACAAAUCUUCAGCCACAUCAACCAAAUCUUCCACCACAUCAGAAAUUAGGACGCUGAUAAAGAAAGCGCAAACAAUCAAAGCCACUGGAGGAACAACAUGUGGUAAAACAACCAGCCAAGGCUUCAAGGUAAGGAAGAACGAUGGGUCUUUAUUUGUAGGAGCAUUUUGCCAAUCAAAUGUUGGAGACGUGACGCCAAAUGUGCUAGGAGCAUUUUGUACUGAUAGUGGAAAGCCUUGUGACUUCAAUCACUCUUCAUGCCAUGGCAAUGACAUGCUUUGCAUAGGACGCGGCCCCGGGUACCCAGAUGAAAUAUUAAGCACAAAGAUCAUAGGAGAAAGACAAUUCCAGAAGGCUUCAGAUUUAUUCAAGUCUGCAACAGAGCGACUGAGUGGAAAGCUUGAUUAUCGACAUGCGUAUGUAAAUUUUACGAAUAUUGAGGUGGAAUUAGAUGGAAACAACAGAGUCAGAACUUGCCCUGCAGCUCUUGGCCCUGGUUUUGCUGCUGGAACUACAGAUGGCCCUGGGGUUUUUGGUUUUCAACAAGGUGACACAAAGAUCAAUGAGUUGUGGAAAAAUUUAAGGGAUUUCCUGCAAAAGCCAAGCCAAUAUCAGGAAGAAUGCCAAAAGCCCAAAGCUGUUCUGCUUUCUUCAGGCGAAAUGUUUAAGCCUUAUGCAUGGGCGCCAGCAAUUCUUCCUAUCCAAAUCUUGAGGUUGGGGAGAUUGAUCAUACUUUCUGUACCCGGAGAGUUCACAACCAUGGCCGGUCGACGCCUGAGAGAGGCGGUUAAGAACACAUUGAUAACUAACGGAAAUGGCGAAUUCGAUAUUAACACCCACGUCGUAAUAGCAGGCCUUACAAACACUUAUUCGCAGUACAUCACCACCUUCGAAGAGUACGCACAUCAACGAUAUGAGGCUGCUUCAACGCUCUAUGGCCCCUAUACAUUAACAGCAUACAUGCAAGAAUUCAAUGAAUUAGCAAUAGCAAUGGCGAAAGGAGAACCAAACACAAAGGGCCCGUCGCCACCAGAUCUUUCAUCCGUACAAAUCAGCUACUUAAUUAACCCUAUUGGAGACUCCCCUCCUCUUGGCGUAAAGUUUGGCGACAUAAAGCAAGACAUUGUUCAACCAAAGACUGGCUCCUUUCAGAAGGGCGACAAACCAAGUGCCACAUUCUGGAGCGCCGACCCCAGAUACGAUCUGUUAACUGAAGGCACGUACGCUGUGGUAGAGAUGCUUCAAGGGAAGAGGUGGGUUCCGGUUUAUGAUGAUGAUGAUUUCAGCUUGUUUUUCAAGUGGUCUUUGGACAAUGUUACUUUCAAUGGCUUGGCGACCAUUGAAUGGGAAGUGCCACCAGAGGCUAGCUCUGGGGUUUUCCGGCUAAGGCAUUUCGGGUCAUCUAAGAAAACGAAAGACUCUCCAAAUGUAUACUUCACUGGUGCGUGUAGUGCAUUUACUGUGUCAUAGAUGAGUUUAUGUGCUAUUUCAAGCUUGUAAUGAAAAACAGUGAGUCCGGUAGACUCAUUAAUUGAAGAAUGAAAUCUAAUCCAGGACUUAUAUGA
Messenger RNA from Mangifera indica (mango), 3300 nucleotides. RefSeq names its product neutral ceramidase 2-like. Gene Ontology annotation, molecular function: N-acylsphingosine amidohydrolase activity. Lineage: Eukaryota; Viridiplantae; Streptophyta; Magnoliopsida; Sapindales; Anacardiaceae. Gene Ontology annotation, biological process: sphingosine biosynthetic process; long-chain fatty acid biosynthetic process; ceramide catabolic process. The transcript is spliced from 9 exons. The coding region runs from base 878 to 3205 and encodes 775 amino acids. The record is from RefSeq and is a predicted model, not a curated record. Gene Ontology annotation, cellular component: extracellular region.